Molecule: messenger RNA, 273 nt
Organism: Leptosia nina
Lineage: Eukaryota; Metazoa; Arthropoda; Insecta; Lepidoptera; Pieridae
Source: the annotation of a GenBank genome assembly
AUGGGAUGCACGCCAAGUAUGCUGUUGGACCACAAGAGCCGUCGGCGAGACAGCACCGGGUCCCAGGAGGCGGCCUUAGCCAAGGUAGCCCCGACCCCGGUUUGCCAGAACAAGGCGGUGCAAGCGGCCAGGGCUCCCCGGGCCUCCCUUGAGUCUGACGGCUUCAGCGUCCAACUCUCCAGCAAGAAGGAUAGCUAUGUUUCCCAAAUGGGGAACAACUUCGCCACGCAGUUGCACAUCAAGAGGAUAUCGGGUGAGCGAAUUGAAAGUUAA